This is a messenger RNA of Arachis stenosperma, 2160 nucleotides long. Its product is annotated as MACPF domain-containing protein At1g14780-like. Gene Ontology annotation, cellular component: plasma membrane. Gene Ontology annotation, biological process: regulation of salicylic acid mediated signaling pathway; plant-type hypersensitive response. The transcript has 7 exons. Bases 74 to 1912 code for a protein of 612 amino acids. The record is from RefSeq and is a predicted model, not a curated record. NCBI's taxonomy places the organism in Eukaryota, Viridiplantae, Streptophyta, Magnoliopsida, Fabales, Fabaceae.
CGUGGCAGCUGAUGCUAUAAGUGCUUAUUUAUUCGAAUAAUUUAAUCAUCAAAGUUUAAUUUGGUUGACGACGAUGGAGGAGGUUACAGCGUUGGGGUGUCUGGGCAAAGGCUUCGAUCUCACGAGCGAUUUUCGGCUCAAGUUCGCGAAGGGCGGCGUUAAUGGAGGGAGGAGGUUGGUGGUUAUUGACGAAGAGAACACGAGGGAUAUUGUGGUGCCUGGAGGACCUUCUGGUAAUAACACUAUUAUUCCUCAUGUUUCUCAAGAUAUACGCUGUGAUAAAGGAGACAGGAUUCGAUUUAAGUCUGAUGUUCUUCAAUUCAAUCAGAUGUCUGAGUUGCUUAACCAGAAAUCAGCAAUACAGGGGAAAAUUCCCUCUGGCUAUUUUAAUGCUCUUUUCGACUUAACUGGCGAUUGGUAUCGUGAUGCCGAAGAUAUCAAAUAUCUUGCUUUUGAUGGUUAUUUCAUUUCUCUGUACUAUUUGCACCUAACUCCUUCACACCUCAUACUUCAAGAUGAAGUAAAGAAAGCUGUUCCGGCUCAAUGGGAUCCUGCAGCAUUGUCCAGGUUCAUUCAGACAUAUGGUACACACAUAAUAAUAGGUAUGGCUGUUGGAGGCCAAGAUGUAAUUUGUGUCAAACAAAAACACUCUUCAAAGAUUUCUCCUAGUGAUCUCAGAAGAUAUCUAGAGGAACUUGGAGACUUUAUGUUUUCGGAUUUAAGAAGCCCUUCACUACUCGAGAGGCAGACAACAAUACAUGCAAAGCAAAAGGUCCCUGAAGUCUUUAGUCGCGUGAUGCAAUCAAACUCAGUACAGUUCACCAGUAUUUCGGAAUCAUCAAGCAAGGAUGGCCUCACUAUUAUUUGCUCAAAAAGAGGAGGUGAUAUGUUCAAGCAUAGUCACUCAAAUUGGCUUCAGACAGUGCCAUCAAAUCCUGAAGCAAUUCUCUUCAAGUUUGUUCCUAUUUCAUCACUUCUCACAGGAAUUCCUGGAAGUGGCUAUCUGAGCCAUGCCAUCAAUUCGUACUUGCGCUAUAAGCCUUAUCCUGAAGAUUUACAAUAUUUCUUGGAAUUUCAAAUUCCAACACAAUGGGCACCAAUGUUUUAUGAGCUACCUCUGAGGCAUCAACGGAGAAAGACUUCUUCGCCUUCGCUGCAGUUCAGUUUCAUGGGUCCCAAGCUUCAUAUCAGCUCUGCACAGGUAUUGAGUGAACAAAAACCUGUGGUUGGUCUUCGCUUGUAUUUAGAGGGAAGAAAAUGUGACAGACUAGCAUUACACAUACAGCACCUUUCCAGCCUCCCAAACACAAUGAUCCUCUCUUCCGGCGGCUCAAUCACAAGCAAAUCGUCGAUGUGGCGAGGAUCGGAUGACAAUGAAAACAGCGACGAAUUCCUAGAGCCAAUAAGAUGGAAGGGUUUUGCUAACGUGUGCACCUCAGUAGUCAAACAUGACCCUGAAUGGUUGAACGAAUCAAGUAGUAAUGGUGUCUACAUUGUAACCGGUGCUCAACUCAUUAGCAAAGGGAGUUGGCCAAGAAAUGUGCUUCAUUUGCGCCUCCUAUACACUCACAUACCAAAUUGCAGCAUCAGGAAGUCCGAAUGGGCCGCCGUUCCAGAAGCUUCUAGAAAAUCAUCAUUCCUAACAAAUCUUAGCACUACAUUUUCCUUCACACAACAACAGAGUGUGAGUGGUCACCAGAAGCAAGCUCCAACUGCGCUUAACUCCGGAGUUUAUCCGGACGGUCCACCUGUCCCAACUCGCUCCGCCAAAAUGCUAAAGUUUGUUGACACCAGUGAGGUCGUGCGAGGUCCGCACGACGUUCCCGGCCAUUGGCUGGUAACAGCAGCUAAGCUUGUGACUGAGGGUGGCAAGAUUGGAUUGCAGGUUAAGUUUGCAUUGUUAGACUACUAGUGACUCUAGAGGAUAUCUAUGAUCUAAAUUAUUAUUACUUCAUUCUUUUGUUCAAAAACUAUAGAUAUAGAUGUAAUUAUUGGUUAGGAAAAUAGCUACUAGAUUAAUUUAUGAAAUGUUAAGGAUGUACUAAACUAUAAGACGUUUAUACAUGUAAAAUAUUGAAUGGAGUAUGUAAAAUAGUAAAAUACAGAUGUGAGAAACAUCUUUUAAUAGAAACCGUGAGCCUUCCACCAAUAAAUACCCAC